This is a messenger RNA of Oppiella nova, 1158 nucleotides long. The record is from the annotation of a GenBank genome assembly. Lineage: Eukaryota; Metazoa; Arthropoda; Arachnida; Sarcoptiformes; Oppiidae.
AUGAUCUCAGUUCAAGAGCCCGUUCCUAAAAAUAUUGAGACAAUAGUUUUCCCAAAGAAAUGGGAAAAUAAAUGGGCUAAAGAGAUUCAUGAGUGGGCUAGUAAUAGCAAAGGCAAGUUAUGUCAAAUUCAGACAGGUGAAGGGUAUGGAACUCGUGCAGGUCGAGAAUUUUGCACCGUCAUACUAGAUGAAGCCGAUAGUAUGCUGGUAGAUAAUGGUAGGCAUAUUGCUAAACUGGCAAAUCCUUUUCCUGGUAUGGAAAGUCUGAGAUAUGUAUAUAUCAAAAUUUGGCAGGAACUACAUAAAGCCGAACAAGAGCUUACAAGUGAACCAUUGAUCACUGGCGUUAAUAGAAUAGCAAUCAUUAAAGAUAAAAUAAAAGCUUCUAACCCUAUAGAUACCAUUGUAAUACCAAAAUAUCUCAAAACCUAUGCAGUAAAACAAUUAGAUAAAUGGAUUGAGAAUGCCUUAUAUGCAAAAUAUGCUUGCCAUGAGAAUCAACAAUAUAUUAUCAAGUUUAAAAAUGGUGAAGGGACAAUUAUUCCUCUUGAUUACCUAAAUACAGGAGUAAAUCUCAAUAAUACCGUUUGGCCUUAUGGCUUACAUCAAUUUUUACAAUUAAAGCAUAAUUUACAUUUAACAACUGAAACCCUUACUAAUUCUCAUGUAUCAAAUAUGCAUUACAUUAAAAAAUAUGGUAAUAACAUAUUUGGUAUGACAGAUCAUGGUGAAAUUCCUACUUAUAAAGAAAAAAGAUUUACAGAAUUACCUGGAGUAAUAGUUCAAGAUAGUAAUUGGCUUGAUAGUAUUAUUCUUGAAAUACUAGAACAAACUAACCUAAAUAAAGCUGUAUUGAUUAUUUGUGAAACUAUUCAAGAUGUCAAAAUAAUAAAACAAAAUUUAGAAUUAUUCAAAAGUUUAGAUCAAAAUAAUCUAGACACCGAUACUAUUAAUACAAUUAAAACUUAUGUUGAUGAAGAUGAUGCAAAAAUUACUAAAGUUAAAAUAAAUUCUCGAGAGAUAAUCAUAGCAACCAAUAUAGCUGGCCGAGGAACAGAUUUAGAAAUAACUGAAGGAUUAAAACAAUAUGGAGGAUUACAUAAGAUCAAGCAUUCGGACGUACAGCUAGGCAAGGUGAUCCUGGCAGUGGACGAUUAA